AAAAACUGGUUUUUCACUGUUCCUUAUGGGCUUCCAAUAUCACUGCCGGCCACUGCACUCCCAUCGCCUUCCAUGAUUCCUCCUUGACACUGUCGGCUCUCUUUUCCUAUUGCACUGCCCUGAGUUUCCUUGGGUCUGUAUCGCCGCAUCAGAUUUUGAUCAUCAUUCACGUUUCAGUAGCAUCGCCAUCUGCAUACUACAUACAUAUUAACCUUGACGUUGACCGUCGUUUCUUCAUCGAGCUCUAGCCAGGUGCUAUCCUAUCGUUUCUUCACUCUCCGGAAGAGCAUCGUCUCCAUCAAUUCGAUACAGCCCACAAGCCAUCCCAUUCAUUCGCUCUUCCGACGCUCUUCUACACAACUUUCCCUCCAGACACCAUCAUUCAGAUAAAAGAAAUCAUGCUGUCGAAGAAAUUGAUUGGAGCAUGGGCAUUCUUUGACAUGUGUCUUAUGGCUGCUGGUGCCCUCUCCCUCACCUUGUCCAUCAUAUGGCGCCAGCCCAACCUCUUACUAAAUUUGACGUUCAGUGGCAUGGACUUGACUUCCGGUAGCGUGCUUGGUAUAAUUCUCCUCGCCACUUUCGUUCUGUCCCUGCUUGUUAUUAUACAACGCGGCACCCUCGGCUUGAAGAUUCUUAACUGGGCGCUGCUUGCAAACGGCAUCGUCAUCCUAUUCGUAGGCACAUACAUCUGGGUCUUCACGCUGCAUGAACGGAGCAAUUACCAUACUAUAUUUGGGCAACAGAGCAACGAGAUCAAAAUUUUGAUCCAAGAUUCGCUCAAGUGCUGUGGUUACUUCAACGCUGCCGAUGAGGUUGCGUUUGGAGGCACCACCUGCCCCAAUCAGGCCGCCGCAACCGCUUUGAACAAUUUCUGUGUCACGCCCAUCACCAAGUUCACGGACACGACGCUGAACAACGUUUUUAGCACUGUCUAUGGUUUCAUGGCAAUUGUAAUCGGCUUUUUCCUCGCAAACAUGUGCGUUAUCAAGAAGAGGCAAGAAUUCGAGCGCUUCGAAAAGAUUGAUUCCAAGCGUGGCGGGCACAAUUUUAUUUAAAGUGCACAUUACUACCACUUUCUAAAUCGCUAUCGAUCAAUCUGCCCUGUUCGUUCACGUCAAUAUUUUUUACCCGUAGUCUUGUGACUGCGGAUGGCACUGUGUGAGCCAUUCGAUGCUUGUCUUUUUAAAUUUUGCUUCGAGGACAUUCCUCCAUUAGUUUCCUUUUCUUUUGUGUUCAUUGCAUCUGCUUUACUGGUCUUGUCUUGGAUACGGAUCUCCCUUGUAUCCUUUGUACUGGUAAUUACUACGUACCAACGUGUUCUGAUAAUGAAUGGACAUUGAGUUUGGUACAGAAUUCGAAGAGGCCUUGCUACGAACGGGUAUCGUGCUGUAGCACGGUGACGCAGAAGGAACGACUAUCUUCAUUCUAUUUGGUCGGCCUAUGGGAGACUAGUACACAGUAGGUUUGUUAAAUAAUCAACAAGUUUGAUC
Messenger RNA from Suillus paluster, 1490 nucleotides. RefSeq lists its product as uncharacterized. The record is from RefSeq and is a predicted model, not a curated record. NCBI's taxonomy places the organism in Eukaryota, Fungi, Basidiomycota, Agaricomycetes, Boletales, Suillaceae. The transcript has 6 exons. The coding region runs from base 399 to 1055 and encodes 218 amino acids.